CAAUCAUCGUGAUUCAAAUCAAUGGAUUCAAUUAUGAGGUCGGACGAAGAUUAUUUCGAUUCCGAUUCAUCAGCUUCGGGCGAGGAAGCUGAGACUUCUAAAGUGGUUUGCGUACCAAAAUGCCCAGAUGAAUUGAAACCAAAAAUUGGACAAAGUUUCAUGACCCUUGAUCGUGCAUUGGACUUCUACAAUAAUUAUGCUCGAUAUGUUGGAUUUGACACCCGUAAAAAGGGAUCGAAAAAGGAAAAAGAUGUCACUACUUGGAUUUACGUGGUGUGUAGCCGAGAAGGUACAAAGCAAAGAAACAGUAAACAAUCUGAGGUGAAACGAAAGCGUUCUUCUAUUAAGUGCUAUUGUAAUGCUAAAGUGUCUUGGAAGUAUAUUAUGGGUGUUGGUUAUGUUAUACAAAGUUUCGUUGAAGACCAUAAUCAUGAGAUGGUUGAGGAACGCCAUAAGCGUUUUAUGAAUUUGAACCGUAAUUUGGAUUUAGUCCAUCAGAAAUUCAUCCUCGAUUGUGCUAAUGCAAAUAUUGGUCCAACUUUAAGUUUUAGCUUACUUAAAGAAGUGCUUGGUGGAUUAGAUUAUGUAGGGUGUACUGUUUUAGAAGUGCGCAACUAUAGACGUGACCUUAGAGCUUAUGUAGAAGGAGCUGAUGCACAAAUGUUAUUGAAUGAGUUGCGAAGGAAGAAGGAGUUGUGUAGUGCAUUUACAUAUGAGUAUGAGGUCAACUCAAAGGAUAGGAUGACACGAUUGUUUUGGUGUGAUCCUACUGCCAGAAGAAACUACCAUUUGUAUGGAGAUAUUGUUUCGUUUGAUACGACAUACUCCACAAACAGAUACUGUAUGAUAUUUGCUCCUUUUACGGGCAAGGAUAAUCAUGGUCGCCCUGUGACAUUUGCUGCUGGCCUUUUGUCCAAGGAAAAUGCCAACUCCUUUUCAUGGUUAUUUAACCAAUUUGUAAAGUGUAUGGGUGUGGCUCCCAAACUCAUUGUAACCGACCAAGACUUAGGAAUGAAAGUUGCUGUUGAGGAGGUCCUUGUCAAUACAAGACACCGGUGGUGUAUGUGGCACGUUAUGAAUAAAGUUGCUGACAAAUUGCCAAAGAACAUGCUUGGUAGUGAACAAUUAAAGAAGGAACUGAAUGCAUGUGUAUGGUCAGAGUUGAUAGAACCUGAUGCAUUUGAGGAAACUUGGCAUGCUAUAAUGGAAAGAUAUGGGCUGACCAAUAAUGUCUGGUACUCAAAGUCUCGGGCUAACCUUAUGCAAUUUUAUAUGAACUAUAAUCAUGCUCUGGAGACUCAAAGAAGUAAUAGUGCAAAGCUUGAAUACUAUGAUUCAACAAAAGUACCUAUUUUGCGAACAGGAUUGGAAAUCGAGAAACAUGCAUCGACGAUAUAUAGUGGUAGUGCUUAUACUGAAAUUCAAGAAGAGAUAGUAUAUGCAUGUUUCUCUUUGUCUUGUGCAACUCUAGGAGUGUCUACCAAUACAGAUAUUGAAGUAUAUGACAUAAAGGACAAGGAUUCAAACUCAUGGACAGUGACUUACUCCAUUGGUGAUGACACCUAUUUGUGUGGAUGCAAAAAAUUUGAAAGACUUGGUCUAUUGUGCAGCCAUAUAUUUUGUGUGUUGAAACAUAAUUUUGUUAAGUUGAUACCCGAGAAGUUGCAUGGAGGAAGAUGGUUGAAGUCACAGUUUGUGAAGCCAAUACAUGGAGGUUUUUGUGAUGAUCAAGAAAUACACCUUGCUGUGGACAAGAAGAAGAUUGCAUUUAAAAACUUGUACGGAUUAUUCAUUGAAACAGCACAAAGCAUUGAAGGGAACAUUGAUCAAAUCAAUGCAUUCGCUGCAAUUAUUGAAGAAGGUAGGAAGCAGCUUCUUGGCGAAGAUGUUGUUCUGUCUUCCACACAGAAGAGAGCAAUGAUUGAGAACUUUUAUGGCUCACAUGUCCCGAACAAUAUUGAAGUUCAUCAUCCUGAGGUUGUUAGUACAAAGGGAAGUGGAAGUAUGAAGAAAUCGAAGAGGGAGUCAGCAAUAAAGUUAGCAAUGAAACCAGGCCGAAAGUGUGGAAACUGUCAUGAGAUUGGACACCAUGAUUCUAGGAACUGCAAAAAGGUUAAUGAGAAGUCAAAUCAGAGGCAAUGA
Salvia splendens (bonfire salvia) is the source of this 2142-nucleotide messenger RNA. RefSeq names its product protein FAR1-RELATED SEQUENCE 5-like. The transcript is spliced from 4 exons. Lineage: Eukaryota; Viridiplantae; Streptophyta; Magnoliopsida; Lamiales; Lamiaceae. The coding region runs from base 22 to 2142 and encodes 706 amino acids. The record is from RefSeq and is a predicted model, not a curated record. Gene Ontology annotation, molecular function: zinc ion binding.